This is a messenger RNA of Drosophila eugracilis, 6072 nucleotides long. It is a transcript of the gene Pif1A, whose product is annotated as intracellular protein transport protein USO1. NCBI's taxonomy places the organism in Eukaryota, Metazoa, Arthropoda, Insecta, Diptera, Drosophilidae. The transcript is spliced from 7 exons. The coding region runs from base 2139 to 5990 and encodes 1283 amino acids. The record is from RefSeq and is a predicted model, not a curated record.
CUCGCAUGAAUGGCCGUCAGUUCGGUUUUUAAGUUCGCAGCGGUCGCAGGUGUCGCAGGUGCCUCAGUCUCAAUCUGAAACUCAGUUUCCAAAAAAAGAUAUAUAUAUAUAUAGAAAAUCGUAUAAACAUACAGCCAGUGAAGUGCACAAAUCAAAUGGGUAUAUAUCCGAGUUGGAGCAGUGAAAUUUUGCGGCCCAGAAUCGUUGGACUUUUGAAAAGAAGCGCUAAUGAAAAGUCGGAUAGCAGAGUGCAUUGUCUGAUUUUGUAUGCCAAAAAUGAAGGAACCAAAUGCCACACAUUGACGGUUACAUACACAAUAAACAAUCGUUACAAUAUUGAAUAGGAAAACCUAUUCAGAGUUUGUCUUUCUCUUUGGCAUUGUCUAACGCACACGCACACCCAUAAUUUCACCGACUUCGCACUAUAGUUUAGUGAAAUAUGCCAAAAACGUUCAAAAUUAAUUGCCUUUCGCACACACCGUCGCCUCCUUUUUGCCCCUCUUCCAAAUCGUGAUUUGUGGCAAUAUGGCCAUAGAGCCAUAUAGUUACGUUCCAGUGAUCGAAUUCGAUUUUACAGUUCAUUAAUCGCGCCUGAUCGUAAUUGUUUUUCAUUGCUGGCAAAGUAGUUGAGAAUUUGUUACGAAGAUCCAAGAUCCCGAGAUCAUUGGUCCAUGACAGCUUGAUUUGAUGGGUGUGGAUCGGAUUCAGAUUCGGAUUCGCAAUCGCAAUCCAAGAACGGGGUUCGCAUCUGGCAGAUCUCUUUAAUCCGCGAUCGGAUGUCGGCCAGUGAGCUAGUUUCUAUCUGAGCUGGAGUCAUUUGCAUAGCAAAGUGCAGCAGCAGCAGCAGCGGCAGUGGCAGUGGCAGCAACAUCAUCAACAAAUCGGGCAACGAUGUCAUCUUGCAACAAGAAAUAAAUGCGGCAUCAAUAAAUGCACGCAGAGAAAUAACAUAUCAAAUACGUUUUAAAUGAAAAAAACACCCCCUUAAGGCUAACAACCCGGGAAAACAAUAAAAGUGUCUGAGCCAUUAAUUACCCCAUAAAAGAUUUUAUUAAUUAGUCCCACACUUAGUUUUAACACAAUGCACGUUUCUUGAAGGCAGCUAAAAAAAUGUGGAACUCUUAACAAUUUAUUAAGUACUUAAAAAAGAGAUGGUAAAAAUUAUACAACUAUGAAAUUAAACUUUACGACAGUUUCAGCACCAAACAUACCAACACGAACUUACUAAUUAUUUUGGCUUGCAUAUUUUUUUUUAUUUUCUACAAGUUUGAAUAGAUUUUUAUCUUUAAAAAAAACUAAAGAUAAGAUAAUUACUUUAUACUAUGCUUAAAGAAAGACUUAGCAGCAUAUCAUUAUAAUCUUUUCACAUGAUUAAAGUAAUAGUUUCCCUUUGAGUCAAAAGUGUGGAAGUUAAUAAGAUGUUUGUAUAUUGAUCAUUUCACUAUAUUGAUUGAUGUUUUCCCAUGUGUACUCGCCACCAAUCUCCCCUAAGAGUUAAGAGUCUUUAAGGAAAAGAAAAAAAGUGUGCGGUUGUUGUGGGGAGUGUGUGUGCACACCACCAAUUGGGGUCAGUGAAAAGCUUUUAAAAUGUUAACGCUAUUUUAAAUACGAUAUGUUGCUAUGACUAUGAGUAUGGGUAUGGGUAGGGGGUAUGGUGUUUAGGUAUAUGACUAUACCUCUGCCGCCUGCAAAAAUUUAGUCAUCCCCAUCUUCCCAACGCCAUAGACAUAGACAUGGCCAUAGCCAUCGCCAUCGUCAAACGACAGUAAAAGCGAAGCGAUGGUAAUGAUGAUUGUGAUGAUGAUGUUGCUAAAACAAGACGCCAGUUGCGGACUCCGGACGCUUCCAAUAUGCAAAGUAAUCACAACACAAAAAACAAACUAAACGGCAUGGGAGAGAAAAAGGGGUGUGUGAAAUGGAAAUGUGAACCAUAUGCAAAUCGCGAAUCGUUUGCCGGAAUGUGUCUAUAAAUUUCGAUGUUUUAGUGAAAUUACUACGGUGAAAACUAUAUGCCAUCAGCAUUGACGAAAACUUGAAAAUUGCGGUUAAUUGUUUUUUUUUUGUUACUUUGUUUUUGUUGUUAAACAAAAUCCAAAACACCUUCAUAUGCUGGGAAUAAUGCAAAGAAACGCCUGACAAUGGAUUACUACUACAACCGGAGGGAUGUCAAGAUAACCCAACUCAAGAACAUUGAGCUAAUCAACAAUACGAAAAAUGCACAUAAAUCAGCGCUCGAGAUGCGCACAACAAUGAAGAGCAGCCAGCCGAAUGGAUUGGAUGAUGCUCAUGCUCAUGCUCCUACUCGCAUGAGGGCCCCCGACGAGAUGAGGGCCAACACUUGGAUGACGACGCUGCUAACCAGCCAUACUACAGCAGCCAAAUCGAAGGACUCCAAUUCGGAUACGGACUCGGCGUUGUCCUCGGCCCCGCCCUCCAUCAGCCCGCAGCCGCCAUCUAGCGGAUCCGACAGCGGCGUGAUUUGGCAGACUCUGCAGGACCUCGACAAGUUGCAAAAGGAAGCGGAAAUGUACCAGAAGGAGAACGAACGCCUGCAAACGGAGGUGCAGCUGAUGAAACAAGAACUGGAUGCCGCGGAAAAGGCGGUCAUGUGCAGUGGGAAAAAGCAGGCACAGAUCGCAGAGCUAAUGCAGCGAAUCCAGGAGCUGGAGGAGAAGCAGACGAGUUACGAGGACGAGACCAGCGAGCUGAGAGAACAGAAUGAACUCCUCGAGUUUCGCAUACUGGAGCUGGAAGAUGAUAGCGAUAAGAUGGAGAGCACAUGCGAGGGCCACUGCCAGAGUCUGCAGGAUCUGCUAGAGCAGUCUGCCCAGCAACUGGAGGACCGGGACAAACGCUGUCUACAGCAAUUGCUGCAGUGCGUCCAGCAAUUGGAUCUGGAUGCCAUGAUGCCAGGCGAUCAGAACCGGACGGAAGCUACACGGAGGCACAACCCAACCCAAAGUCACAAUCACAGUCAGAGUCACAAUCACAGGAUCGUAGCCACUGUUCAGCCUUAUAGCAACUGUGCCACGCCCACAGCUCCGCCUACGCCCAGUAAGAGGCACUGCAGCCAGGUUAGCUCUUGGCAGAGCAGCAGCCUCAGCGAGAGUGGAGUGUUUGUGGAAUGCGAUCUGCCUUCGAAUCCUGUGAGUCACCCGCAUUUGCAGUUCUACCAGGAGAGAUUGGAGCAGCUUGAGGGCAAGCUCCUGAUCUACGAGAGCAGUGGUGAGACCCAGGCAAGGCACUUGGCCCAGAGAUUGCAGAGAGAACUGCAGCUGGAGAAGGAUCUCAAGGACCUAGGUGAUCGGGUGGAACUGCUAACCGAACAAAACGCCCAGUUAGAGGAGGCCAAGUGCGAGUUCGAGGAGGCGGAGAACGACACUCGACUUCAUUUGCAGCGCAACGAGGUGGAACUGGAAAUCCUUCGCCAGCGCAACGUGGAGUUGGAGUUUGGCAAGGAAGCGCUGGGUGCCAAAUAUCAAGAUUGCAGGGCAGAGGUUCUGAUCCUGCGUGAAGAUCUUGUGGCAGCUGAAACCCAGUUAGAGCAUUUGCAGACCGAAAGAAAGCAAGCCAGAAAAGAGCUUCAGGAUCUGCGAAGAUCGCUUCCAUUGCUACUGUUCUAUCGUUUGUUAUCAUUAGCCAAGAUGGGCAGUAACGUAUCCUCUCCGGAAGUCAGUCCCCGUCUCUCCUCGGGCUAUACAAGCUCAGCCUUAGGUGGUCAAACUUCCAGCGCUAAAAUUCAUACAACGGACUUUGGCCUCCGUCAAGCGGGCUAUACCGAUACCGGUGAGGCUCGUGAGGUCACUUACCUAAAAGAGGAAAUCAAGAGCCUGCGCAGCCAACUCAAAGAGCUCAAUGCCAGGCACUACGAGGCCAUGGAGACGGCUGAUUCCCACUGGGUCGAUUUGGAGCAGCAGUACAAGGAGCGUGAGGAGGCCUACCGAUCCAAGGAGGCAAGUCUUAAGCAGAAGAUAACUCAGUUGCAGGAUUGCCUGAGGGACGAUUCCCGGGCUGCCACCGAAAAGAUCCAACAGCUAGAGGAGGGCGAACAGGCACUAAAGACCUGCCUGGUUCGCAUGACCAAGGAGCACCGCGAUCUGCUCACCGAAAAUCGCACCCUGCAGUGCAGUAUGGAGAGCGUGAUGGCCAAAAUAGAACUGGAGGCAGUGAACAAGAUGCCCCUAACAGAGGCUUUGGAAACCGAAAGGCGAAGGAGCCAGGCCUUAAUGGAUGACCUGACCUUUGCCAAGAAGGUCCAGCAGAACACCGAAGAUCAGCUGAGACAGGAGACGGAUGCUCUGCGCUCCCAGAUCUUCGACAUCAAAAAGGAAUACAUGCACAUUGAGGUGACUAAUAGCGAACUGAAGGAAGAGGUGGGCACGUUGGAGAACAAGAUCCGCCAGAUGGAAACGCAGAUGAAGGAUUCAGAAGAACGGGCACGCUGCCUGGAGGACGAGCUACGUACCAAGGACGAACAGUGCCAGCUCAUGGAAAGAAAACUGGGCGUUAUUCCCGAAGGUUACAGCCUGGCGGAUGAGCUCUAUGACAGUCCUGCUAAGCGGGCCAAAAAGGAUGAAGUCCCAAGUCUGCAGGCCGCCAGCCAAGGACUUGGUGUAGCUCUGCUCGACCUAGAGGGCCGUGAUUUUGAUCUGCCCCUCCACAAGGACUUCCAAGCGAUUGCCUGCAGCGUGAAGCAUCUGGCGGACACCCUUCUCUCCCAGAGUCCGUCCGAGGUGAGUGUAAUUCCCAGCCAGCCGGUCAAGGCAGCUGAAGCGGAACAUGAAGACUCCAGUUGGGCCUCGGUCCAGGAUGUCUCAACAACUAGAUUAAGUGGAACAGGUCUAUCGACUGUGACAAGUAUAGAAAGUCAGGUUGUUCAAGAAACUCAGGCAUGUGAAGGAAGUCCAGAAGGUCAGGUCAUGCAAGAAUGUCAGGGAAGUCAGGAAGAAAGUUAUCUAAGUAUUCAGGCAUCCUCAUCCCGGUCAAGGGGUUUUAAGGUCAACCAAUCCGCUCAAAAACCGGGGCGUUUCCGUGGAGGAGCGGAUAGCCGGACCAAUCUUAAGCAACUGACGGUAAUUAAAUCGCCGAAGGAUAAUGAAAAGAUAAUCUCUGAGGUACCCCCUGAGAUGAGGGAACUGAUCAUAGAGGAUGAUAAUUUGGAGGAUAAAUUGGUUGCUGACAAGAAGAGCAAAAAGCGUCAGAAGGAGGCCAAGGAGGAACAACCAAUCCCACAACGACACCAGCGAUCCAUGUUACGUCGUUUCAUCUUCAGGCGCAUUUACCGUCAACGCAUCCGAUCUAAGCUUCACCCGCUCCAACAAAGCCUCUCCGGCAACAGUUUCCACUCGUUAAUGUCAGUUCACACGGCCCACUCGGCCAGAUCGGGGGUUUCCCUGUACUCCCUGCAUGCUGAAGUUGUCAAUAAUGACUGGGAAUCACUAGCCAGCGUGUCCUUUGUACAAACGAACGAGGUGACAAGUUCAGAGGAGAAGAUUCAGGCCACGCCGUCUUGCAGUGAGCAGGAAGUUCAGGUCCAACCAGAAACCAUUGAGACAGGAACACAGGCUGAUGUGGGUGUGGAACAGCGACUACUUCUGAUGCCCCAGAGAACUAGGUGCUUUAUAAAUCUUCUUCAAGGCUCCGUGGAUGGUUACUUCGAUUUAUCUACCUUCCGGACUCGCCUUCUUCAUUUGUGGGAGGAUGAAGAAGACUUCCGUGAGCAUCUCGAGUUUCUACAGGACACAUGGACGGAAAAGAAUCACCAAGGAUCCCUAGAGAGCUACGAGGGAUUUGUGGCCGCUCUUAAAUGUGUGCGUAGCCUAAAGACUGCCCUUAAGCCCGCCACCUCGCCGCUUUUAGAUGACAUCGAGCAGGUUAUCCUUGGCCGACUGGUGUUCUAUCACAACCAAAAGGUGGAGUCGGAGUUCUGCUGCACCGUCUACAUACCCGUGGAGCGUAGCAAUUCCACGUUGUUCAGGAGUCCCAAAUGAGGACAUUCACCACACUCACAACUUCGAUGUAAAAACUCCCCACAUAAAUGUAAAUUAAAGGCUGCCAUAUAUGCGAUCUUCA